UCAAGGAUGCAGGAAGUGCAGUCAACGUCAUCAUACUUCCAUCCAUCGAGAUACACCGCCUAAAUCUGCAUCACAGACACUUGCAGACAACGCACAAGAUCCGCUUUCCGCUCAAGUAUUGCUAGCUACCGCUUUAGUCCAGGUCCGCCCACAUCAUGGUAAUCCAAUCACCGCCAGAGUGUUGAUUGAUCAAGGUUCAGAGCUCUCAUUUAUGAGACAGUCGCUCUUCAAGAAGCUUGGACAACCGCUACAGCGUGACAUGGUCAUGCUCAAGGGCAUUGGCAAUGUCUCCGCAGGAAACUCACUAGGUGUGAGCACAAUUGAGCUUCGUUCGCUGUGUACGACCGCAUCAAUGCAUGUCAGCAUGCAUAUUCUACCAACACUGACGGUAGAUCUUCCAUCGUUCGUGAUCGCUGAUCCGAAAUGGCUGCAUCUUGAGAAUCUCAAGCUCGCUGACCCGCAGUAUCUACAGCCACGCCCUGUAGAUAUUAUUCUAGGUGCAUCACCAGCCGCACAGAUCAUGAACGCAGAGAUUCAACGAGGACCUCGCAAUGCUCCUAUUGCACAAUCCGCCACGCUUGGUUGGAUUGUCUAUGGAGCUGUCACCGCUAAACACGCUUCAACAUCACACGCAGCCAUACAUGCGUCAGUAGAUACUGAAUUACAAGACGCAAUCGCUAAGUUUUGGGAACAGGAAGAAGUUCCAUCAGGAAAUUCACCGCUCAACACCGCUGAAGAAGACGAAUGUGAAAUUCACUUUCGUCAAACGCAUUAUCGACAGCCUGAUGGACGCUACGUAGUGAGAUUACCGUUUAAGGCCCUUGAGAGUCAACUUGGUGACUCUAUCAACGCAGCUAUGGGGUCACUCCGCAGAUUAAUAACUCGCUUGUCACGAGAAAGAGAAUAUUCUGACAUGUAUCGUGCAUUCAUGGCAGAAUACAUUCAACUAGGACACAUGGUACGAGUACCAGUCAACGAAUUGCCCGCAAACGCUUACUUCUUGCCUCACCAUGGGGUAUUGAAGCUUGAUAGUGCCACUACGAAGCUCCGCACAGUGUUCAAUGGUUCCUGUGCAACAUCUACAGGAAUUUCAUUGAACGACAUUCUCCACGCAGGACCCAAAACGCAAAUUGACAUUUUUGAUGUGAUGUUGAGAAUCCGUUGCAGCAGGAUUCUAUUCGCUACUGACAUCACCAAGAUGUUCAGACAGAUUGAGGUCGACUCGCUUGAUUGGCCGCUUCAGUGCAUUCUCUGGAUAGAUGAGAAUGAAUUAAUAGACGCUUACUGUCUCAAGACAGUCACAUACGGAACCGCUAGUGCACCUUUUGACGCAGUACGUGUGCUUAUCCAACUAGUAAAGGAUGAAGGACACCGCUUUCCGCUAGCUGUUGCUCCAAUGUUGAAAACACGCUACGUAGAUGACAUCUACGGUGGAGCAGACAACGAAGAAGACGCUAUCAAGGCUGCAGUACAAACAAAAGCUCUGUGUGCAGCAGGCUGCUUCCCGCUUGCCAAAUGGGCUAGCAAUAGCCCACGGUUACUCGCUGAAGUCGCUCCAGAAAAGCAGCUGGAUACACCACUUAAAGAAAUCAGUGAUGCACCAGUGAAAGUCCUGGGCAUGUACUGGAAUUCACGCACUGACGCUCUCCAGUUCAAGUACACGCUACCGCCAGAGACGCCUAAGACAAAGAGAGCUAUUUUGUCUGAAAUCGCUAAACUGUAUGACCCGCUAGGACUUCUCGCACCAAUAGUCGUCAAAGCCAAGAUCUUUAUGCAAGAUCUGUGGCUAGAUAGAGUGUCAUGGGAUGAACAAUUGUCACCAUCACUCAUUCACAAAUGGACUGGAUACCGCGAGGAUCUUCGAAACAUCGAAUCCAUCCGCAUUCCACGCUGGAAUAAUAUAGCACCUGGAGCAACUAUGGAAUUGCACGGGUUCUCAGACGCUUCGCAAAACGCUAUGGCUGCCGCUGUUUAUUUGAGAGUCACUGACGCUGAUGGGAACACAAAGGUCUCACUUCUGUGUUCAAAAACGCAAGUAGCACCGCUGAAGACCAUGACAAUCCCACGCUUGGAAUUAUCUGCCGCAUGGUUGCUAACACAACUGAUACUUCAUGUUAAAGAAGUUCAGUCGCUUGAAAAUGUCAGGAUCAAUCUUUGGACUGACUCCGCCGUGACUCUCGCAUGGAUUAAAAGUCCAGCAAUCCGCUGGAAGACAUUCGUCCGCAAUAGAGAAAACAAAACCCCGCCAAGAGGUAUACCUACGCUAAAACUGAAACAACACGCUCUCUGGUGGCAUGGACCAACUUGGCUUCAUGAACCAAAAUCCUCUUGGCCCACUCUGGAGCCUCCAACCGACAACGCAACGCAUCGAGAAGAACGCCAAGGUCUGACACUAGUAACUUGGAAAGCAGAAAAUUGCCUGCUCCAACAAUUACUGUCGCAUUACACGCAGCUGUUUCCACUGCUACGGAAGCUUAGCAUCUGGCAUCGUGCCAUCGACCGCUUUAAAAGAGUUCCACAAUUUUCGCUGGCCUACCCGCUUACUCCAUCAGACCUGGAGCGCGCUAAAUUGACCUUGAUUAAGUUCACUCAAGGACAAUACUUCGCUAGAGAGAUUCACACGCUACAAGAUGGUGAUGGUCUGCCUAAAAAUAACAGCAUCACUAAGCUGACUCCGUUCAUCGACCAUCAGGGGGUCCUGAGGGUCGGUGGCCGCUUGAAAAACGCAUUGCUGGACCCAGAAGAGAGGCAUCCAGCGAUUCUACCGCGACAAUCACCGCUUACAUCAAUUUUGAUUGAUGAUUCGCACCGCAAAACGCUUCACGGAGGUACUCAGCUUACGCUCGCUGACUUACGCAAGAGUGUCUGGAUCAUUGGAGGACGUGUUCCAGUCAGAUCAUUUAUUUUACGCUGCGUUAUCUGCACGAGACACCGUGGAGAACGCGCUCAACAGUUGAUGGGUCAACUACCCGCCGCACGAGUACAGCCAACCCGAGCCUUCUUGCAUACAGGACUCGACUACGCUGGACCUAUCACGCUGAAAACGUUUCAAGGACGUGGAGCAAAAACAUACAAAGGCUGGAUUGCAGUCUUUGUAUGCAUGUUCAGUUCAGCUGUACAUUUAGAGCUAGUAACUGACUACACCGCUGCCGCUUUCAUCGCCGCUUAUCGCCGCUUCACUAGUCGCCGAGGUAUCUGCCACACGCUAUAUUCAGACUGUGGAACCAAUUUUGUAGGAGCAGAUAAAGAGCUGAAACGACUAUUCGCUGCAGGAUCCCGCACAUUACGAGAAUUAUCAACCUUGAUUGCUCAAGAUGGCACGAACUGGAAAUUCAAUCCGCCUGGAGCUCCACAUUUUGGAGGAAAAUGGGAAGCCACUGUGAAAUCUAUCAAAUUUCACCUUCGAAGAACAAUCGGAGACUCGCUGUUGACGCUUGAGCAAUAUUCAACGCUACUGGCUCAAAUUGAAGCUAUAUUGAAUUCCAGACCGCUCACACCGCUGAAUAAAGAUCCUGCUGACCUGGUUGUACUGACUCCAGGUCACUUCUUAAUCGGACAGUCACUGACCGCUAUCCCAGAGCCAUCGCUGACAGAUUUACAACCUGCUCGGCUCUCGCACUGGGAACAAGUCCAGCAAAUGGUUCAACAUUUCUGGAAACGCUACUACCAGGACUGCAUCCACCGCUACCAGGCUAUUUCAAAGUGGCAUCAUCGACGCAACCAGAUCAAGGUGGGUUCAGUUGUACUGAUCACCACUGAGGAUCUCCCGCCAACCAAGUGGCCAUUAGCCAAAGUAAUUGCUGUCCAUCCAGGUGAAGAUGGACAAAUCCGUGUAGUAACUGUUAAGACAGUUAACACAGAGCUGGUACGUCCAAUUACAAAGCUCUGUGUCCUGCCGCUAACGCAUGAAGAAGAUGAUCUUGUCGACGCAGCCGCCAACCCGGGGGAGAAUGUUCGGUGA
Cotesia glomerata is the source of this 3961-nucleotide messenger RNA. RefSeq lists its product as uncharacterized. The coding region runs from base 212 to 3961 and encodes 1249 amino acids. The transcript has 3 exons. Lineage: Eukaryota; Metazoa; Arthropoda; Insecta; Hymenoptera; Braconidae. The record is from RefSeq and is a predicted model, not a curated record. Gene Ontology annotation, molecular function: nucleic acid binding. Gene Ontology annotation, biological process: DNA integration.